CAAAACUCGAUUUCUUUGCGUAAUGCGAGGAGAAUUAAAAGAGUAUUGGGUUAUUAAUAACAAAAUUGUCCAAAACAGCCUUGUGAUGUCCAACAAAGGAACGAAUAUUUUCAUUUCCCUGUCCAACAAUGACGUCAUUUCCUACCUAUAAAUAAGUUCCACUCGUCCCCCAGAAUUCUCGGUUUAAGAGAAAAAGAAACCAAAAGGCAAAAAAGACACAGAAAAUUUUGAAACCUAGAAGCUUCUAACAAUGGUGGCCGUAGCUGAGAAUCAGAAAACGAAGAACAGUCUCAAGUUCCUCUGCAGUUACGGCGGAAGAAUCCUCCCUCGUUCUAUCGAUGGAAAGCUCCGUUACGUCGGCGGUUUCACCAGAGUACUCUCCGUUCAUCACUCUAUCUCUUUCACAGAAUUGACGAUGAAGUUGGAGGAAUUUUGUGGAUACUCCGUUGAAUUGAAGUGUCAAUUACCAAAUGGAGAUCUCGAGACACUAAUCUCCGUCAAAUCGGACGAAGAUCUGGUGAAUAUCGUUGAAGAAUAUGAUCGUGUUUACGGAGGCAAGAUCCGUGCGAUUUUGUCGCCUCCUAAGCAGAUGUCACCACGAUCUAGCGGCGGCGGUGGAGAUCUAUCGCCGAAAUCGCCGUUCUCCGUCGUGGCUUCUCCAUCUCCGCCUCGGUAUUGUGUGGCUCCGCCGACGGAGAAUCUUCUCAGUAGAUUCCGUAUGAGAACUGGAGAAUACUCUCGUUGCUGUAACUGCCGUGUUCCAAACAGAGACUCCAAGCUUAUCUGGCAAUAACGUCAGACGGAGAAAUAAAAAUGGCUUAGAAAAAAUAAAUGUGAAAAAAUGAAAUCUAGGGUUUUAUGAUGUGUUGUUGUAUGUGAAGAGAAGGAAUUAUGAAAAUUAGUGAAAUUUUGUGGUCGGUGAACAAACGGAGAAGUUGACGGAAUAUUUUCCCGGCGGUUAUUAACCGUUAACUUUGCCGUUAAGAUAUGUGGGCAACGUACGACGUCAGUUUUAUUCAAUACGUGGUAUGUUGCGACUGUUCCAGACGUGAAACGUGUCGUAGUCAGAUGCGAGUACACGUGUGUAUUGUGGGGAUCAGUGGAUGUGUAUCCUCACACGUGUACCUCUGUUAGAGUUUCUUAUUUUGUUUCCUCAGCAGAGGUUUUGCUCUCCAUUCAUUGUUUUUGUAUUUUGCUAAACUUUCAUUUUGUUUUUGUUUGUAUAUUAUAUAGAUUUAUAUUGUAC
Messenger RNA from Arabidopsis thaliana (thale cress), 1246 nucleotides. Its product is annotated as Octicosapeptide/Phox/Bem1p family protein. The transcript is spliced from 2 exons. The coding region runs from base 251 to 793 and encodes 180 amino acids. The record is from RefSeq and is marked reviewed. NCBI's taxonomy places the organism in Eukaryota, Viridiplantae, Streptophyta, Magnoliopsida, Brassicales, Brassicaceae.